Fusarium musae is the source of this 1596-nucleotide messenger RNA. RefSeq lists its product as uncharacterized. The coding region runs from base 1 to 1596 and encodes 531 amino acids. The record is from RefSeq and is a predicted model, not a curated record. The transcript is spliced from 5 exons. Lineage: Eukaryota; Fungi; Ascomycota; Sordariomycetes; Hypocreales; Nectriaceae.
AUGGACGCACCACCAGUCACCAUCUACAACCUCCCAACUAGCCCAGCCAGGUGGGACUGGGUUGGAGUAUUCUACGUUGACUUUUGCGUCGUUUGGACCCUCCUGGUUCUUCUUGGUAUGGCUUUCUGCUGGAAAAACCGCAGCAAUCCAUUACUCAGACUCCGCGGCCUCCUUCUUUCGUUUUCUGCGAUUGUUCUCCUUCACAUCUACUGGAUCCUCGGUCAGAUCGUGUACACUGUCGGGCCUACCAUACCUAUAGUUCUGGCAUACGACAUACAGUACUUCUUCAUGGGAAUCUGGUUCCCUCUCGGCAUUGCUCUUUUCCACGCUAGCAACAGCCGACUUCUUCAUGUAGCUAAGCUGCAAAAGAAGUAUAGCAGCGCACGCUUGAGAGACCAGUUUAAUGCGGUUAUCCUAACAGUCGGCAUGUGGUUAGCAUGUCGCAAAUACCAUCCUACCUAUGGUAUUCCGGGUACCGAGAUCAAGAGUCAGACACUUCCUGAGCAAAUAGUUGAGUUGGGCCGGGGCUGGGAGUGGUGGCCCUCUGUACUCUGGCAAGUAGUUUGGACAUGGAUGGUUGCACCCUUUCUGCUUUGGAGGACAUGGAACAUCCGCGAUACUACGGGGUGGCGAACCCAAACGAUCGGCUGCUGCCUCUCCAGCCUACACGCAACGCCUAUGUUCUUGAUUGCAAGCUAUGUACCAGCGUUCGCGCCUGUCAACUUCUACUUCCCUCCAAGCUCAUGGAUUCACGUCUCAAUCUUUCUUAUCGAGAUCUUUGCUGUUUUCGUCCCUGCGUUCCAAGUCAUCAAACAACGUAUCCUCGUCAAGCGCAUCGAAAGUCUGAAUGUCGAGUGGUAUGCCACGUCCUCAACGUCCACUCUCCAAGAGCUCAAUGAUCUACGAAGAGGUUCUCAGGUAGCUACUCGUCUCGGCGAAAAGGGAGGAUAUGAAUCGUCAGAUCAAGAGAUGAAAGAUACCCUUUUGACCAUCAGCGCCUUCAACUACACCCUCAACAGCAAUCCUGGACCCCUCCAAGACUUCUCAGCUCUGAACGACUUUUCUGGAGAGAAUAUUUCUUUCUUGACUGAGGUUACUAGGUGGAAGAUCUCGUGGCGUGCAGAGCCAGACGAGGCAGAUGUUCGCGAUGCGUACAAUGCUGGACUGGAUAUAUAUGCCACCUUCAUCAGUCCUCGCGAUGCCGAGUUCCCACUGAAUCUUGGAUCCGCAGAUCUCAAGUACAUGGAAAAGAUGUUCGAAGCAGCUGCACGAGAGACAUUUGGACAAACGAACGUGCACCCAGCUGUACCGUUUGAAACCACGAUGUCCCUUGAGUCAGCACCAACUUUAGUCAUGGAGAGGCCUAACUAUAGUGGGAUUAUCCCUGCCGAGUUCGGACCUAAUGUCUUCGAUUCCAUUGAGCAACACAUCAAGUAUCUCGUUUUGACGAACACAUGGCCAAAGUUUGUCAAGGAAAUGCAGUCACGGAGGCGCUCUGGGGAAACAACACGGAGUGGCUAUUCGGCUUCAUCCGAGACAUCUAUUGUCAGUCGACUUUCAAGCAAGAUGUCCAAACUCUUCUAUCAUAUUGGCUAA